Ornithorhynchus anatinus (platypus) is the source of this 7659-nucleotide messenger RNA. RefSeq names its product ubiquitin protein ligase E3 component n-recognin 2 (gene UBR2). The coding region runs from base 261 to 5522 and encodes 1753 amino acids. Gene Ontology annotation, cellular component: cytoplasm; ubiquitin ligase complex. Lineage: Eukaryota; Metazoa; Chordata; Mammalia; Monotremata; Ornithorhynchidae. Gene Ontology annotation, biological process: ubiquitin-dependent protein catabolic process via the N-end rule pathway. Gene Ontology annotation, molecular function: zinc ion binding; ubiquitin protein ligase activity. The record is from RefSeq and is a predicted model, not a curated record. The transcript has 47 exons.
CCCCGCCCGCUCUCCAUGGUGUUGUUGCUUCUUCCCCGCCGCGGGACGCGGUAGAGGAGAGUGGGGCCCCGGGGGCCCGUGGUGCCUUUUCUCCCCCCUUCCCCGGUCAGAAGCAGAAAGAGGCGGCGGGUCCGGGCCCGGGGGGGGGGCAACGGAAGGGCCUCUCGCCAUCGCCUCGGGCUGGGUCCGGUGGAGCGGAGGGGCCCGAGCGGUGGCAGCCGCCGGGGGCUGAAGGGGAGGAGAGGAGAGGAGGAGGGAAGAUGGCGUCGGACUUGGAGCCGGAGGUGCAGGCCAUUGACCGGAGUUUGCUGGAAUGUUCCGCCGAGGAGACAGCGGGGAAAUGGCUACAAGCAACUGACCUCCCGAGAGAAGUAUUCCGGCAUUUAGCCCACUACGUCCCCAAAAUCUACUGCUGUGGUCCCAACCCCACACCACAGAGAGAAGAUAUGCUAGCACAACAUGUCUUACUGGGGCCAAUGGAAUGGUAUAUAUGUGGUGAAGAUCCUGCAGUUGGAUUUCCAAAACUAGAACAAGCUAACAAACCUUCUCACCUCUGCGGUCGUGUUUUUAAAGUGGGGGAACCUACGUACUCUUGCAGAGACUGUGCAGUAGAUCCAACUUGUGUUUUAUGCAUGGAGUGCUUUUUAGGAAGUAUUCACAGAGAACAUCGGUAUAGGAUGACAACAUCCGGAGGUGGUGGCUUCUGUGACUGUGGAGAUACUGAAGCCUGGAAAGAGGGUCCGUAUUGUCAAAAGCAUGAUCAUAACGCCUCUGAAACAGAGGAGGACGAGGAUCCUCUUGUGCAUUUAACAGAAGACAUGAUAGCAAGAACUUACAACAUUUUUGCUAUAAUGUUUCGAUAUGCAGUAGACAUAUUAACUUGGGAAAAAGAAAAUGAAUUGCCAUCAGAUUUGGAGAUACCGGAAAGGAGUGAUACUUACUAUUGCAUGCUGUUUAAUGAUGAGGUUCACACUUAUGACCAAGUGAUUUACACUCUUCAAAAAGCUGUCAGCUGCACACAGAAAGAAGCUAUUGGCUUUGCAACAACAGUAGAUAGAGAUGGUCGUAGGUCAGUUCGGUAUGGGGAUUUCCAGUAUUGUGAACAAGCAAAAUCAGUAAUUGUGAGAAAUACAAGUCGCCAGACUAAGCCACUGAAAGUUCAAGUUAUGCAUUCAUCUAUUGUUGCACAUCAGAGUUUUGGUUUGAAGCUUCUAACUUGGCUUGGCAGUAUUAUAGGAUAUUCAGAUGGCCUUCGCCGGAUAUUAUGUCAGGUUGGUUUACAGGAGGGCCCAGAUGGUGAAAAUUCAUAUCUUGUGGAUAAACUGAUGCUCUGUGAUUCCAAACUGUGGAAAGGGGCAAGGAGCGUCUAUCAUCAGUUGUUCAUGAGCAGUCUUCUUAUGGAUUUGAAAUACAAAAAACUCUUUGCCAUUCGAUUUGCAAGAAAUUACCAGCAGUUGCAGAGAGAUUUUAUGGAGGAUGAUCACGAGCGGGCAGUGUCGGUGACUGCUCUAUCUGUCCAGUUCUUCACUGCACCUACUCUGGCUCGGAUGUUAAUAACUGAGGAGAAUCUUAUGACUACCAUCAUCAAGACUUUUAUGGACCAUUUACGACUUCGAGAUAUCCAAGGCAGAUUUCAGUUUGAACGCUACACAGCUCUGCAAGCCUUCAAGUUCAGGAGGGUUCAGAGCCUUAUUUUUGAUCUCAAGUAUGUGUUGAUUAGCAAACCAACUGACUGGUCAGACCCUCUGAGGCAGAAGUUUCUAGAAGGUUUUGAUGCCUUCUUGGAGUUACUAAAGUGCAUGCAGGGAAUGGACCCAAUAACUCGUCAAGUAGGGCAGCAUAUUGAGAUGGAGCCAGAGUGGGAAGCAGCUUUUACAUUGCAAAUGAAGUUGACUCAUGUCAUUUCAAUGAUGCAGGACUGGUGUGCUUUAGAUGAAAAAGUGCUCAUCGAAGCAUAUAAAAAGUGCCUCACUGUGUUAAUGCAGUGUCACAGUGGUUUUACUGAUGGAGAACAGCCGAUCACUCUCAGCAUAUGUGGACAUUCAGUUGAAACUAUCAGAUACUGUGUUUCUCAAGAAAAAGUUAGCAUACACCUACCAGUUUCUCGCUUACUUGCAGGUUUGCAUGUAUUGCUCAGCAGAAGCGAAGUUGCUUACAAGCUUCCAGAGCAGCUGCCUUUGAGUGAACUCAGUCCACCCAUGUUGAUAGAACACCCUCUGCGAUGUCUUGUUUUAUGUGCCCAAGUUCAUGCCGGAAUGUGGAGAAGAAAUGGGUUCUCCCUGGUCAAUCAGAUAUAUUACUACCAUAAUGUGAAAUGCAGACGAGAGAUGUUUGACAAGGACAUAGUAAUGCUUCAGACAGGCGUGUCCAUGAUGGAUCCAAACCAUUUCCUGAUGAUUAUGCUCAGUCGCUUUGAGCUUUAUCAGAUUUUUAGCACAACUGACUUUGGAAAAAGAUUUGGUUCCGAAAACAGCAAUAAGGAUAUGGUCCAGCAAAAUAAUACUUUAAUAGAAGAAAUGCUGUACCUCAUUAUAAUGCUCGUUGGGGAGAGAUUUAGUCCUGGAGUUGGACAUGUAAAUGCUACAGAUGAAACUAAAAGGGAGAUUAUCCAUCAGUUGAGCAUCAGACCUAUGGCUCAUAGUGAAUUGGUAAAGGCUUUACCAGAGGAUGAGAACAAGGAGACUGGGAUGGAGAGUGUGAUUGAAGCAGUUGCCUGUUUCAAAAAACCUGGUUUAACAGGAAGAGGACUCUAUGAACUAAAGCCUGAGUGUGCCAAGGAUUUCAACCUCUAUUUCUACCACUAUUCAAGGGCAGAACAGUCCAAGGCAGAAGAAGCACAAAGGAAAUUGAAAAGGCAAAAUAGGGAAGAUACAGCUCUUCCACCUCCGGUUUUACCUCCUUUCUGCCCCUUGUUUGCAAGUCUGAUUAAUAUUUUGCAAUCAGAUGUCAUGUUGUGCAUCAUGGGAACAAUUCUGCAGUGGGCAGUAGAGCACAAUGGCUAUGCCUGGUCAGAAUCAAUGCUGCAAAGGGUGUUGCAUUUGAUUGGAAUGGCACUCCAAGAAGAAAAGCAACAGUUAGAGAAUGUCAACGAAGAGCAUGUAGUAACAUUUACCUUCACUCAGAAAAUCUCAAGACCUGGUGAGGCACCAAAUAAUUCUCCUAGCAUACUUGCCAUGCUGGAGACUCUGCAAAAUGCUCCCUACCUUGAAGUCCACAAGGAUAUGAUCCGAUGGAUAUUGAAGACUUUUAACGUCAUUAAGAAGAUAAGAGAGAGUUCUUCCAGCAGCCCUGUGGCUGAGGCAGAAGGAACUAUAAUGGAGGAGAGCACCCGUGAUAAAGACAAAGCUGAAAGGAAAAGAAAAGCUGAGAUUGCCAGACUUCGGAGAGAGAAAAUCAUGGCUCAGAUGUCUGAAAUGCAGCGACACUUUAUUGAUGAAAACAAAGAACUGUUCCAGCAGACAUUAGAAUUAGAUGCUUCGACCUCUUCCGUCCUUGACAACAGUCCCAUGGUUUCAGAUACAACACUAAUAGCCUUGGGCCCAGAGCAAACGCGGAUCACCGAGCAAAGGCAGGUUGCUACCUGUAUUUUGUGUCAAGAAGAGCAAGAGGUUAAGGUGGACAACAGGGCUAUGGUUUUAGCAGCAUUUGUUCAGCGAUCAACUGUAUUGUCCAAAAACAGAAACAAAGUUAUUCAGGAUCCAGAAAAAUAUGAUCCAUUAUUUAUGCAUCCUGAUUUAUCAUGUGGAACACAUACUGGAAGCUGUGGGCACAUAAUGCAUGCCCAUUGUUGGCAAAGAUAUUUUGACGCGGUACAAGCCAAGGAACAGCGAAGACAGCAAAGAUUACGAGUGCACACAAGCUAUGAUGUAGAAAACGGUGAAUUCCUUUGCCCCUUAUGUGAAUGUUUAAGCAAUACUGUUAUUCCUCUACUGCUUCCUCCACGGCGUGUAUUCAACAGGCUAGAUUUUUCAGACCAGCCAAACCUAGCUCAGUGGAUCAGAGUAGUCUCUCAACAAAUAAAUGCAAUAGAAGUUCUUCAGAGGGAAGACAAUGCUUCUAAUAGCACCUCAUCUGACAAUUCAGAAAAUAAGGAGGAACUGCAACCCCCUGAAGGGUUUAGGCCUGACUUUCGACCAAAGAACCCUUAUUCUGAAAGCAUUAAAGAGAUGCUGACAACCUUUGGAACAGCAACAUACAAGGUGGGCCUGAAAGUUCAUCCUAAUGAGGAAGAUCCUCGUGUACCCAUAAUGUGUUGGGGCAGCUGUGCAUACACAAUUCAGACCAUCGAGAGAAUUUUAACUGAUGAAGAAAAACCAUUAUUUGGUCAUUUGCCGUGCCGACAGGAUGACUGCCUUAAGUCAUUAACAAGAUUUGCCGCUGCCCAUUGGACUGUUGCCUCAUUUUCAGUGGUACAAGAACAUUUUCGUUUGUUGUUAGCAGCUUUGGUGCCUAAUGUGAAACAUGGAAAUGUCCCCUGCAUCCUUGAUGUUGAUAUGUUUCAUUUAUUGGUAGGCUUAGAACUCUCCUUCCCUGCUCUGCAGUGUCAGGAUUUUUCAGGAAUUAGCCUUGGCACUGGAGAACUACACAUUUUCCACCUUGUCACUAUGGCACAUAUUGUACAAAUCUUACUUACCUCAUGGACAGAGAAUGGCAUGGACCAAGAAAGUCCUCCUGGUGAAGAAGAACUAGCAGCCUUGACUCUGUACAAAACACUUAGUCAGUAUACAGGAAGUGCCUUGAAAGAAACUCCCUCAGCCUGGCAUCUGUGGAGGAGUAUAAAAGCUGGAAUUAUGCCUUUCCUGAGAUGUUCUGCCUUGUUUUUUCAUUACUUAAAUGGAGUCCCUGCACCAUCUGAAAUUCAAGUAAGUGGAGCAAACCAGCUUGAACAUUUAUGUAGCUAUCUCUCUCUGCCAAACAACCUCGUUAGCCUUUUUCAAGAAAACAGCAAAAUAAUGAACCCAUUAAUUGAAAGUUGGUGUAGUAACAAUGAAGUUAAAAGAUACCUGGAAGGUGAAAGACAAGCAAUAAGCUAUGCAAGAGAGUCUAACAAAUUAAUAGAUCUUCCGGAUGAUUACAGCAGUCUCAUUAAUCAAGCGUCUAAUUUCUCGUGUCCAAAAUCUGGAGGUGAUAAGAGUCGAGCCCCAACGCUGUGCCUUGUGUGUGGAACCAUGCUGUGCUCCCAGAGUUACUGUUGUCAGACAGAGUUAGAAGGUGAUGAUGUCGGCGCCUGCACUGCACACACCUACACCUGCGGGUCUGGGGUGGGCAUUUUUCUUAGAGUACGAGAGUGUCAGGUGCUGUUUUUAGCUGGAAAAACGAAAGGAUGCUUUUAUGCUCCUCCUUAUCUUGAUGACUAUGGAGAGACAGACCAAGGACUCAGGCGAGGGAAUCCUUUACACUUGUGCAAAGAACGAUUUAAAAAGAUACAGAAACUCUGGCAACAGCACAGUAUAACAGAGGAAAUUGGACAUGCACAAGAAGCAAAUCAGACACUAGUUGGCAUUGAUUGGCAACAUUUAUAAUCUCCUCGCCUCUGAAGAUUUGAACAUGGAUGAUUUUGUAACCCAAUAAGCUUUUCAGAAGAAAUAGGAAAUGCAGUCUGAGAGAAAAAUAAACUCCUUAUUUAAACUUUUCUUCCUGACAUUUUUAAAUUUCUGGACCAAGUGACCAAGUAAACUUCACCUUGUAUUAGGUUCCCUAGUGUUUUUUGCACCGUCCUUCAUUUGUAUAAACAUCUUGAGUUUGAGAACCCAGGCUAAGAGGAAUUCCGCUUUCCGGCAUAAGGACGUGACUCUUUUUGGAAGCCGGGAGUUACUUUAAAGACAGGAAAGAAUAAUCAGUGGAAAUGGAGAUUACAAGAAAAGACAAUUCCUUCUCUGGAAAUCUUGGCCCUUCAGUAAUCUGAGCCAUUUUACAUUAUUUAUUUAUUCUGCAUUGAAGUACCUAAAACUGCUAUGUACAGGCAAUAAAAUAAAGAUGUAGUGGGUGUUUGUGUUUGUACUGUCAGACCACCCUUUUACCGUCAAGUUGCAUCUGCAGUGACUCUGUAAGUUGUACGUUUAAAGCUUUGUUUGCUUCACCAUUGAUUUUUCUCUCUGCUAAAGAAUCAUGAGCUUUAGAAAGUAAAGGCAUUUCAUUUGACGGUCUUCAGAGCCUUGCAUUUUUCCAGGUGAUCGUGUGGUGUGUAAUUUGAGAAUUGGCACGUGGUUGGGGAAAGAAAAAGUGUUUUCCAGAAUGUGCUGUUGGGAUUUCAGUUUUUAGAAAGGUUGUCGUGGUGGUGGUGUAUGGUAGUGUCAAGAGUCUGCAAAAAAAAAUUCACUCUGAAGGUGCUUUUAGAAUAAUGGGCGAGGAAAGGGCAGUUAUGUUUCUUCGCUUUCACCCUUAUAAUGUUUAAGAUGCAGUGCUAACUUCUUUUCAGUAACUGAAGUGAGAGGACAUGAAUGGUUUUUCGUUGGAAGAAAAGCCCAUAAAGUACCGAGAGCUCGGGAUUUGGGGUGGGGGGAGGGAGUAGUCCCACCUACUCUUCUCCUUUCUUCCUCACUACAAGUACUAGCCUCGACCACGGGCUUCUGGCAAGACAUUGGCAUCUUGUCUAUUCUGUCAAUAUAUUCUAGGCUUGCAGUGCUGUCUGCCUUUUAUCUGGGCUGAAGGGUCACAAACUUUGGAGACUUACCAGUGAGUCGGCCUCAUUGCCGGAUCCGGAGCCUCCAUCUCUUCCAAGUUCGUAAGGCACAAGUGAAACCGGUGUCUCACUAGAGACCUUUAAUCGCAUAGGAAACCUUUCACCUUUCAUUGUUUGUGCCGCGGGAAUCGGUUGAAAACGCAUUCGAUUUUCAAUGAGGUCUUUUGGAUCUUUAGGGAUAUCUCUUAUAGGUGUGAAGAGUGGUAUGUUCAAGACACAGACAUAUCUGCCGGUGAGGAACAGGGGUUUGGAGCAAUAAGAUAAGAACCAAGCGCAGAACUAGGAUCUCCUUGCCCUCUCCCUCAAGAUCCCCUUCUGCCCGGAUUUCUGUUGGAGAGACGGCAGUCUCUGGAGAGGAGGCAAUCCAAAUUCCACCAGCCGCCCCUUUGUCCUUCCUGUUUUUUCCUCGUAUUCGAGUUAGAUCCCCAACUAGGGAUUGGGUAACUGUCGUUCCUACCCCUGCCACCAUCCUGUGACUUGGGCUGGCAAUCCUGACUUCCUUUGCUCCGCACCCAGGCGUCCAAGUUACAAGCAGCAACCGUUGGACUGAACAUUCAGUGGCUUCAGGAGGGACUGACCGGUGAGCGCGUAGAGCACGCUGACGGUUGGACCGAAUCCAAACAGUGCUUGGCGCGAGGUGAGGUGUCUUGUCUCCGCUACCGAGAUUGCAAAAUUGCAGAGGGUUGGAGCAGUUACAAACCUCACUCGAGUGACAGCACUCACCCAGUUUUUCCCUUUGUGUUCGAUAAUCUUCAUCGCCGCCUUCACCUAAUGAACCGUUUUCAUUUCCUAUUUGUUCAUGCAUGUAUUUAUGUUUAUUGUAGAACUGUUUAUAUAACAUUUGCUUUCGAAACAGGAGUAAUAACUUAAUAAAUUGGCUAGACCUUUAAUAUUUCUGGAUAAAUUGUACAAUUUGGAAUGUAUCAUAUGUAUAAAGUUUAAAAUAUCCAAUAAAUGCUUUCAAUGUUGACAUUAUA